Thermothelomyces thermophilus ATCC 42464 is the source of this 1829-nucleotide messenger RNA. RefSeq lists its product as uncharacterized. The coding region runs from base 586 to 1806 and encodes 406 amino acids. The transcript has 3 exons. Gene Ontology annotation, biological process: regulation of DNA-templated transcription. The record is from RefSeq and is a predicted model, not a curated record. NCBI's taxonomy places the organism in Eukaryota, Fungi, Ascomycota, Sordariomycetes, Sordariales, Chaetomiaceae. Gene Ontology annotation, molecular function: zinc ion binding; DNA-binding transcription factor activity, RNA polymerase II-specific.
CGCUCGCCCUUCGGCGUUUGGCCAACAGUUGGGCACCUCCUGUUCAGAUCUCCGCGGAGCCCAGACGAGCACUGAGAGGCACCGCGUAUACGCUCUAUCGUUCCGCAGUUGCGUGUUUCGGUGUCUUAUAUCGAUGCGUCUGACCUCGGCGCCGCCGCGCUCCUUGGUUUAUAUCUAACCCACAGUUUUUGUGGGCUUUUCUCGUGCGAAGUCACCAACAACCCGACGGGACUUAGGCCGUGCUGCCAGAGAUUGGUCCUUAACCUCUAGCGUUUCGUGUUUGUCGGCAACGGAGCUUAGUGACUGCGUCAACAGACUCAGGACUGGGCAGGGGCAGCUCACGCUCUUCGUGCUGACGAGGCCGACGCACAAGCAUCCCUAAUUCCGCCCGAUCUUGACCGUCGGGUUGAGAAUCGAGAUUACGAACCAAUAUCUACCGUACGGCAUCGGACGUCCCAUAGCAACAUCCCCGCGGGGUGGCUGUUGCUCGGCGGCCCUCAGAAUCUACCUCAGAUUCCAGGACACCAAGAAACUCCGCGAUCCCGCCCGUCGGUCGUGUAGCAAACGGAGCCCAUGACAGACGUCAUGUCAUACCAAUACCCCCCGCCGCCUCAAAACGGCGAGAUGGACAUGUCAGCACCAGGCUAUUUGCCCACAUAUUCCAUGCCAGCGCCUGCGUCAGCGAUCGACCCGGAUGCGAGUCUUUCGUCCAGGGAGCGUUCUGAUUUGAGCCGGCCGAUUUCGACAUCAGGGAUUGGGCCAUCACCGGCACAUCCGCAGCAGCAAGGUUCCACUGGGACAGAUCCCUCCGGUGAGAGGAGGAGAAACAAGUUGGGCUACCAUCGAACUUCUGUUGCCUGUGGCCAUUGUCGUCGGCGAAAGAUCAGGUGUGUCCCGUCGCAAAACGACGUGCAGGGGCGCUGCAUAAACUGCAUCCGCCUGAAGAAGGAAUGCAGCUUCUAUCCCGUAGAUCAACAACCGCCUGUGGAAACAAGGCAAAAGUCGGGGUCACGAUCGUCCGUGGGUCCAAAGGCUCCAUCUGCUUCAUCUUCCCCGGCCAUGCAGCCAGGGAUCCCGGCUGAAGUUCACGGCCAACAGCCGUAUCCUCAGCUGGCCAUGCCGUCCCUCCAGAAUAUGGCCCCAGCGCUGAAACCGUCUGGGAGCGACAGCCAUGGCCCUGAUCCAAAGGCGUCGAGCACCCGCAGGUAUGAAUAUGGGCAACCCGGGAUGUCUCAAUGGAUGCCGACGGACGUAAGUCCCAGUUCAUCCAAGCCGGGGGACAUGAAUGCGACUUGGAGGUCGUACCCGGGGGAUUCUCCUAUCACGGCCGCAUUUUCUUAUGUACCACAGGGCCCCCCCCAAUCGGCCACCUGGUCGGCACCUGUCGGCUCUGACACGUCCUCGCGGGAUGAUGUUGCCUGGUCGACAUAUCCUGCACCACCCCCGCGGUCCAUGUCUUUUGGCGCCGAGAGCAUGAGUGGCCACCAGCAAUACCCGUCAAUAUCGCAGAUUAGCAACCAUUCAGCCCGAGCGUACGACCGCAAGUCGAGUUUGGUGUCAGCAGACAUGUACCCGCCGCCGAUCGCGACCACCAUCCCGGGGAUUGAGACGGUACCAGGUACCUCCAUGGACCAUGCUGCUUCACUUUCAGCAGGAGCGGUUCCUCCAUCCACCUAUGCUCCAUGGCAGCAGUCGUACACGUACUCGAAGCCUGCUGAAGGCUAUGGCGGAUGGUAUGGGGACGCAGGUGACCAGGGCUCGUCGACACACGGACAUCCCUCCUCGAACGUGUACUAUGGGCGGUAGCCAUGCCAUGAUCGGUCCAACGC